This is a messenger RNA of Ceratina calcarata, 1636 nucleotides long. RefSeq names its product carboxypeptidase Q-like. Lineage: Eukaryota; Metazoa; Arthropoda; Insecta; Hymenoptera; Apidae. Gene Ontology annotation, biological process: peptide catabolic process; proteolysis. Gene Ontology annotation, molecular function: metallodipeptidase activity. The transcript is spliced from 7 exons. The record is from RefSeq and is a predicted model, not a curated record. Bases 124 to 1554 code for a protein of 476 amino acids.
UCUAACUGUGCAGUCUGAUGAAACGUCAGCUAGUGCGCGGUUCGUUGUGGUCGAUGCUACAACGAAUAUGUAAUUAAUCUCUUCAUUUCAUAGUUUUCUUUCAAAUAUCAAGAUUCCUACAUCAUGUCUUCGUUUGCAACGUUCCUCGUCGUUGUAUGGAUUUCGCUGAUACAACUCAUGGUAGGAGGGAGCAAUGUCGAGACAAACGCAGUAAAUAGCUGUUCGCUACCGCAGGCACUAAUUGAUGAAAUAGAUGCGUAUGGCCCGUUGGUUGAAAAGAUAAUAAACCAGACCACGAAUGGCCCUUUAAAAGGAAACACGUGGUCAGAAUUGUCUGACUUCGUCGACAAGUUUGGUCCCAGAUUAAGUGGGUCUGAAGCAUUAGAAGAUUCCAUCGAUUACGUACUGAGAAAAUCACUUACGUAUGGAUUGGAAACAGUGCACGGUGAACUCGUCUCUGUGCCUCAUUGGGUCAGGGGAAAAGAAUCAGCAACACUUUUAAAACCGAGGUACAAAGAUCUCAGUAUUUUGGGGCUGGGCUCCAGCGUUGGUACUCCGCCGGAUGGGAUAACUGCUGAAGCUAUUGUAGUAGACAGUUUUGAGGAGCUUGAUAAGAAGAAGAACGAGGUACCGGGAAAAAUUGUUGUAUAUAAUGAAAAAUACGAGUCUUAUGGUAAAACGGUCGAGUAUAGAACCAGAGGAGCAACGGUGGCCUCUAAAUAUGGGGCUGUUGCUGCUCUGGUCAGGUCAGUUACUCCGUAUUCGUUAUACACUCCUCACACGGGUAUGCAAGAUUACGGAGAAAAUGUGACCAAAAUCCCGGUAGCUUCUAUCACGGUCGAAGACGCGGAGUUAUUAAAAAGAAUGUCACGCAGAGGUCAUAUCCUACAAAUAAAUUUAAAGAUGGAAGCACAAAAUUUGCCGGAUAAGAUCUCGCGGAACGUGGUAGCCGAAAUAAGAGGUACUCAGAAUCCGCAGAAAGUGGUAGUCGUUUCUGGCCACAUCGACAGUUGGGACGUCGGUCAGGGGGCGAUGGACGACGGGGGUGGAGCGUUCAUUUCAUGGCAAGCUUUGAAGUUGUUGAAGCAACUCGGUCUCAAGCCGCGACGAACGAUAAGAAUGAUAAUGUGGACGGCCGAAGAAGUAGGAAUCGUGGGCGCUAAUAAUUACAUAAAAGCUCACAAAGAUGAAGAAAAGGAUUUGCAAUUCGUAAUGGAAUCGGACGGCGGCACGUUCAUGCCUUACGGUCUUGAAGUCAGCGGAAACGAUCAAGUCAAAUGCAUUUUGCAAAGAAUUAUGAAACUGUUAUCUCCACUGGGAGAAAUGAAAAUACGUUCUCUUUGCGAGGGGCCUGACAUCGCAGAGUGGAUAGACAACGGUGUACCUGGCGGUUCUCUUUGGAAUCAGGAUGAGAAAUACUUUUAUUAUCAUCACACAAACGCGGACACGAUGUUGGUCGAGGAUCCAGAAGCUCUCGACAAGAACACGGCCUUGUUCGCUGCGGUGGCAUACGUGCUUGCCGAUCUCAGUGUCGAUCUGUCGCGUGACAAAUGAUUUAUCAACGUCGACGAUAAUUCCAAAAUCAAAUACGAUGUUGAAAACUCUUAACGAAAUAAACAUAAAUAAGAUACGAAAA